This is a messenger RNA of Necator americanus (New World hookworm), 5166 nucleotides long. RefSeq lists its product as uncharacterized. The transcript is spliced from 42 exons. Gene Ontology annotation, molecular function: DNA-binding transcription factor activity; RNA polymerase II cis-regulatory region sequence-specific DNA binding. The coding region runs from base 1 to 5166 and encodes 1721 amino acids. The record is from RefSeq and is a predicted model, not a curated record. NCBI's taxonomy places the organism in Eukaryota, Metazoa, Nematoda, Chromadorea, Rhabditida, Ancylostomatidae. Gene Ontology annotation, biological process: regulation of transcription by RNA polymerase II.
AUGUUAUUGGUGUCAGAAAAAAAACGAAACAGCAGCAAGGAAAUUGAAGAGAUCAUGGACUCGAUUCAAAGGAAUUGGCCCAGUGAGGAAAGCACUUCGGCCAAACAAUCGAGUGAAAUCGAUAGAAUUCCUCACGUUGAUUCAAUGGAAGCAACACUGCUACCACUAAGCGAGAUCCAGACGUUGGCCGAAAAGCCUGUCUCUGCUUCAAAGAGGACCGCCAACAUAUCGAAGAAAUCGUCUAGGCCUUCACUGCGUAGACGAGAACCGGUUCAUUCCAACAAUAAGAACAGAACAAGGAUCAUUCUCUCGCAAACUCCGCUCCCAAAAAUCCCUAAAACAAUGGCGCCUGUUCCUCCUCAAACAUCUCAUUCCCAUCUUGUAAGCGAGGCGAUAGCGCUUGCCACCUCAAAGGGGUUACGAGGAGGGUACAUUGAAUUUUUGCGAUCGAAUACUGACGAGAGUAUUAAACGAUCGUUCGACGAAGUCAAGAAAGAGUUGACUAAUCGGCAAUCUUUCCUGAAAUCUGCUACCUCAGUUGUUCGUUACCUCCAGGCUGCUCGUAUUCUGUAUAACAGACUAGACUGGAAAGAAAGACGGAAAUACGAGUAUGCAGCUCGUGACCGUGCCCGCAUGGAGCACACAUCCGACCUUCAAAGAAAAGGAGUGGAAGAUGAGAUGCCGCUCUUUAUCAAUGAAACGCAAACGAAUGAAAAGGAAGUAAUGGGCAAGAACGCAUGCAAUAUGCCUCCUAGUGAACAUUUGCUCAAAGAUCGGCGCUCUUUAGAGGAUUUUCGGAGAUAUGAAGCCUGCAAAUCCCGAAGAAUUCACUGUCCUCUUUGUUCUCUAGGAUCUGAACGUUUGACUAAUGCUGUUCAUUACCAGGGUCAUAUGCUAGAACACCAUUCUUGCGCCUAUCUAUUUGCCUGCCACUUUUGUGGAUUAGUAUUCCCCUCCCUUGACGCACUGAAAGCCCACGAUGGUUGUGAAGAAUUUGCUACAGCGUUAGUACAGCGAAUAAACUCAUCAGGUGAACUAGAGUUUCAAAUGAAUUUCGCCACCUUAAUAAUGGUGUGCACUGAUUGUGGUUCGCAACUUCUAAUUCGAGCUUCGUACAUUGGAGAGUCUUCAAUUUCUCAUUGGAACGAUAUCGUCGACUUUCAUAUGCUUCACAAUGCCGAGAAAUUGGUUCCACUAGUCAUUUAUUCCCAUGAGGAUUUCACGGUUAAGAUGCGUCUGCGGAUACAAACUAUGACUUCGGCAAUCAAAGGUAUUCAAAUGGUAUGCCCACAUUGCCAGAAGAGCGACUUCGACAGCGUAGAUGCACUGGAAUCACAUUUUCUCUCUCAUGAGGAAAGCAUCAAAAGACUUUGCCCGGAGUGUAAACUGCAGUUCAGUCAAGAGGCAUUUUUCAGAGAACAUCUUUUAUCACAUUUGGGUACAAAAGCUUGCUAUCUCGCUUUGCAUUUGUCUCGAAUUUGUACAUUUAUCACGGGUGGAGUUCCAAGCUGUGGGCCAAAUCUUUCUUCAGCUGGUGCGCUCAUCUAUGGAGGCGUUUCGUCUGCUGUAUUCAAUUCUAAGUUGUCAAUGCAAUUUAUUGAUGUAUGGGAAUCAUCGACAGUUAGGAAAAAAUCGAAUAGACGAGAUCGCAAACGUAGAUCUGGUCCUGCGUGCAAAAAAGAUCCAGACGAAGUUGAGGAUGACCCACUCCCAACGGAUGAAGCAGCUGCCAAAUUGCGAAAGCUUCUGGGUGACUCUUUCGAUUGCGAGGGUGUGUUGAGGCUGAACAGUUUUUUCUACACUGCAGUGAAUUCUAAAGAUGAAACGGAAGAGUCUUCAAGAUUGUACAAUUCUGUCAGUACCGAAUACGAAUGUCUUGUGGAAGACCGCAGUUCCGGGACAGGCACAAAACUGGCAGAUGACAUUGCGAGAAAGUUUUCGAGAAAUUGUAGACUUGCUGGUGGAAAAACUUUGUCGAAGAAACACAAUCCUUCACACAUCGGACUCUUUUCAAAAAUUUUGAUGUGUCGACGUUGCCAUUGUGUAUGUGUUGGAGUCAAGGCAGUCUUUGCCCAUCUAUCUCUUUGUUGCCCAGAACUGCGUUGUGAUGAGAAUAGUCAAGCACCUUUUGAUCUCGACAAUGAUUUACUGGUGUUCUGUGUAUAUACUGGGAAUGGAGUGCCCAAUACUCGUAUCAAAUGUUGGGAAUGUUCAACUACUGUGUGUUCUGUGCUUGGAUUGCGUAUACACAUGAUUGUAGAUCACGGAAUUUUCUUGAAGGUUGAGUAUGAACCGCCUGAAGCUCCAGAUUUGGUGGAUGAUAGGCCUGCUUUUUUCUCUGUGACAUCCCGAACGAUCAACAAGGCCAUAGGCCUUACGGAGAACGGCUCUCUUCCUGUUAAUCUUGAAGAGAGAAGAAAGGAGGCACUAAUGGCUAAAAUGAAGAAUCAGAACGUACUCGCUAGCAGCCCUUCACAUUUCCGACCAGCUACUGGUUCACCAGCAUCUUCUACGACUCCACAUCCCAGAAAGGUUAAAUCACCAAAAAAGAACUCGACUCCAGCAGCUUGUACCGGGAAAUCACCCGUGGUUAUUUUCGACGAAGCAUCACCGCCUUCAGUCCAGAUACUUCACUAUAUGAAUCCUCCUUCUGUUCAAAUACUUGAGAAUGAAAACCAGCCCUCUGCUGCCAGUGUCUCUAACGGGUUUACCGAGUUAACCAUAGAAGAACGCGAGAUCGAGCAUGGGAUGAACGGUGCGAAUUGCGUUCCUAUUUUAGACACUGGAACUUUUGUAACAGAAGAUGUCCAAGUUUUCGAGGUUUCUGGAAGUUCAAGUGAUCAUUGCAGUCGUGAUGAAGCUGGAAACAAGCCUGUUUCAUCACUCCCAAUCUCGGAACCAGCUCUGUCUAGUAACAAUGAGCAACAAAAAUAUGGUGAUCCGAGCAAUAAUACGACAGCAAAUGAUGUUUCGCAAGUUGACGAGGUUUUGGAGGCGAUGCAGGAAACUCCGGAAUGUGAACUUUGUGGUCUUACAUUGCGUUCACAUGAUGCGUUAAGGAAACACUACAAGCUACAUACGGAAAUAACAAGCACAUGCUAUUUAUGUGAUCCUCCUUGUUCGUCUUUGGACACUGCGGAAUUGUAUCUCGAUCACAUCCACAUAAAGCAUACAACUCCACUGGAUUUGAAUAAAGAAGAUUUUUCUGAUUAUGCUGUAUGCUCUUUUUGUGACUUCAAUGUUCGGAAAUCUCAAGUAUUUCAACACUUGAUAUCCGACUGCUAUAUGGCUCCGUGCCUCAUCUGUGGCGAUAAGCUUCCGCGCAAAAAUGAUCGCAUCUCACACCGAAGGACGCACAGAGCUGUCUUUGAUAGAUUCAUGUGUGAGUGCCGUCGUGGAUUUUCACACUUUUCGACUUUUGCGCAACAUCAAUGUCGUACGAAAACUUUGCUUACCGUCACAUGUACUGGUUGUGAUCUGAAGUUUGCUGCUUCGUUGAAUGGCGGUCGCGCUAAGGUCUUGGGGGACAGUGCGGAGCAUUUCAUUAAAGAACAUACAAAGGAUCUUCAUUGCAUGCUGUGCAACAAUGAACCUCUUGAGGCAUUAAGAGAGCAUGUUCUGAGUCAUUUAACGGAGUCCUCUGAAGUAUGCACCCCGGAACGAUCACUGUUAACCUGCAAGAAUAUUGAUAUGUUUGUAAACACAACGGAAGAAAAUUUAUGUGUUGAGUUACGGAAAUCCUUAAGAGAGAGAAAGCGUUCUAGAAAAGGAGGUGGAUCCGGUUCGGAGCAAGAUACGAAUGAGUUAAUGGAAACGUCCGAUGCUGAUUCAGCACCUUCUGUAACGUUAGAAGACAAUACCGGUGAUGAAGAUAUCGUACGCAUGGAUAUACUAGAGGAAUCGCAAAUGGACGACUUCCAUCCCGUCGAAGGUAGCAAUUCACGUGACGGCAAUUCACCCUCUGUGCUAGAGAAACAGCGACAAGUACUGGCUGGACUCCUCGACGACUUAGGUCCACCUCCAUCUGUAAUUAUUAUAGAGAACGAAGCUGCGGUCAUUCGAGAGGAAAGAGAGGAACCACAAAGUGCAGUACCCAAAAGUUCUGUUGCUGACGAUGGGGAAGAUGACAUCCUUGUCAUUGAUGAGAUGGGAGAACCCCUGCCACCUUCACUGUCUACAUCAUCUCUUGUGGUACAUACGGUCAACGAAGGUGACGACGACCUCAUGAUGUUGAGUGUUGUUGAGCUGCCGACCGGCUCAAUCUCACAUUCUAUUGCUUCAACACGUGAGAAAAAGUAUAAAUGCUCUAUGUGCAGCGAAACAUUUCUUCGUGAGUCCACAUGCCGUCAUCAUGAGCAGAAUUCACAUCGCAACGAUAUCGUGUCGGAUACUUGUGAUGAGGUGUAUGGUGUCCCUCUGGGGAUGGAAUGCUUUAUGUAUUUAUGUCAGCAGUGUGCAGUUGCAUUCGAAGAUCCACAGAGAGCACGCAAACAUCUUGCGCAACAUAUGGUGAAGGGACCGGCAUUUCCAUGUGAGAAAUGCAGCAGCAUUUGCUUGACGGAUUCAAAUUUGCGUGACCAUCAUAAGAAGCAUGACAGUGGAAAGCUUUCGUAUCGCUGCUUGAAAUGCAAUCCUAACAAAAUAUACUGUAGUGAGUCUGCUAUAUAUUUUCAUCUCUACAUUGAACACAGUGUCCCUAUCAUUGCCUUCUGUAAGAAUUGUUUGGUUGGCUCUGCAAAUUUGGAUCGUAUAUUCGCCCACACUAUCAUGCGUGAGUGUUCCGGUGGCAACAAGGAAAGUCCACGUGCAUCGUUGCAAACAUUACUCCGCUCCCUCGGAUUUGCGAUCGCUUCUGAGCUGUACUUCCAACCAAAUGAUGAGGCUGCACACAAACAAGCAGAGGCGAUGAAGCGAUGUUCGACACGUGCGACUCAAUCCUACUGCUUUCUGGCACAGGCGCAGCUAACUGAAACUCAGAAAGCAGAUCGAUAUGGAGUAGAACCCAUCUCACUACACCCUUUUGCGUUCCGGCGUAGCGUGGGCGCACAAUCUGUCGUUGUGGAACUCGUGCCACCUUAUCUUUCGCCUUCCGGUGCUGAUGCACCACUUCAGCUUCGUGAAACUUGCCUUCCCUUUUUGCCUUCCGACACCAAUCCGUUCAUUUGA